UUUAAAACCCUAAUUUCUGCCCCCAGGGUUUUUCAUCAAAUUCGGCAUUUUUCCGAUCCUUCGUCUUCUAUUCACGGUGAGGAGCAGCCGCGUCAGUACGUGCAGCCGCGACGCCCCAAAACACUUCUCCUGUUUUGAAGAGCCCGAGCAUCGGAAGCUGAAAGCAGCGGGUAAAGGGAGCUGAUUACGUCGACUGAGUGUUAGUAUGUUGGACAUCAAUCUCUUUCGUGAAGAGAAAGGUGGCAACCCUGAGAAAAUUAGGGAGUCCCAGCGGCGUCGUUUUGCUAAUGUGGAUCUUGUGGAUGAGGUCAUCGAGCUCGACAAAAUUUGGCGGCAGCGGCAAUUCGAGUUGGAUGGGUUGAGGACAGAUAGGAACAGACUAAGCAAAGAGAUUGCCCGCCUCAAAAUUGUGAGUGCUAUUAUUGCUUUUGAUGUUCAGUUAGCGAAAGAAGAUGCAAGUACAAUGAUUGCCUCUACUGAGGAGAACAAAGAAUUGACUGCAAAGAAGGAGGCAGAGGUCCAGGAGGCCCUAGCAGCUGUUCAGACUAAAUUGGCUGUUAUUGGAAACUUGGUGCAUGAUUCGGUCCCUGUUGACAAUAAUGAGGAUAAUAAUGCCAUUAUUAGGUCAUGGGGAGAGAAGCGAUCUGAACCAAAGCUUAAGAAUCAUGUGGAGCUUGUUGAGCUUCUUGGAAUUGCAGAUUUAAAGAAAGGUGCAAAUGUAGCGGGAGGCAGAGGUUUCUAUCUCAAAGGAGAUGGAGUACGACUCAAUCAAGCUCUGAUCAACUUGGCUCUUGAUUUUUUGGAGAAGAGGAGCUUUACUGCUUUGCAGACCCCUUUUUUCAUGAGGAAAGAUAUUAUGGCGAAAUGUGCUCAGUUGGCUCAAUUCGAUGAGGAACUUUACAAGGUAAGUGGAGAUGGAGAUGAUAAAUAUCUGAUUGCCACUGCUGAACAGCCGCUUUGUGCAUAUCACCUGGACGAUUGGAUUCACCCUUCCCAGCUACCAUUGAGAUAUGCUGGAUACUCCUCGUGCUUUCGCAAAGAAGCCGGUUCACAUGUUGUCUCAAUUGUCUCGGGUGCACUGAACGAUGCUGCAGCAAAGAAGUAUGAUCUGGAAGGGUGGUUCCCGGCAUCAAAGACUUACAGAGAACUCGUUUCGUGCUCAAACUGCACUGACUAUCAGUCAAGGAGAUUAGAAGUCCGUUACGGGCAGAAAAAGAGUAACGACAAGGCCAAGGAAUACGUGCACAUGCUCAACUCAACACUGACAGCAACCGAGAGGACAAUCUGCUGUAUCCUGGAGAACAACCAGAAAGAGGAUGGAGUUGAAAUACCCGAGGCCCUAAGAGCCUUCAUGGGAGGCAAGGCCUUCAUCCCUUUCAAAACCAUCAACCCUGGAAAGGAAACAAAAGGGAAGAAGAAUUGAGGAUUUGAGCUUAUGGCUUGUGUUUAUUGUUGGUUAAGGUGCA
Striga asiatica is the source of this 1466-nucleotide messenger RNA. Lineage: Eukaryota; Viridiplantae; Streptophyta; Magnoliopsida; Lamiales; Orobanchaceae. The record is from the annotation of a GenBank genome assembly.